GCCAGUUACUAUAUAAGAUGACAUGCUCGUAGGAAAUUUUGUCAUACAUCCCGGUGGUUCAUUCUAAGGUGAAGUUUUUUUCGGGUAUUCUAUGAGGCAGUCCGGUAGGGGAGGCGAAGAGGAGGCUAGGCAACUGGGCAUGUUGCCUUCUUGUGAUUCUAUAUAAAACAUAUCGUGGCGAUAUUUGUGAAUUGAUAGAUUCAUUUACAAAUUCAACUUUUCUUUUCUAAAGGUAGAUCAGCAAUCAAAUGAUUGAAUUUGGAACUAAAACUUGACAUGCAAAUGAUAGCAUUACAAGUUUAUAUGAAAGUUUAUAUGAAACUUGAACUUGAAUGAAGAUCUAUUUUGAAGAAUCGAGCUGCAUGGAGAGGUAAUAAUUACUGCAUCCAAAGCGUCGAGUUGCAAACAGCGUUGUCUCGUUGACAGCCGUUUCAUCGGGUUUGCAAAAGUCAUUUCCUGGUACGAACGAGCGUGAGGCCGAGGAAGAAAUUAAAAUGCCUGGAUCAUUGAGUUUAUCACCACAGCAGCGGUUUCUUGAGAAUUUUAUGAAGCUUGGCACUCAUGUGGAUGCAGAAAAACCUAAUUUCAUGUGCGAAAACGACGGUAGAUUAUACUUUCGUGUGGACUCCGUGAAAUUCGAAGACCUCUACGAUUGGUCAAACCCCGAUCACAAAUGGAGGAGUCAUCGGGUUAGCGGUCGUCAGUUGAGACGAUCAAACAGUAUGCCGACUGGGAGUCUGGUGGAGCUCAACGAGGAGGGCAUCGCACUCUUCCGCUUCAAGAAUCUGCUGUUUGCCAUCAAGGAGAAGUGCCCACAUUUAGGGGGACCCCUUCACAUGGGUGAUAUCGAGGUCUUACCGGACAUGUCCAUCUGUGUGAAGUGUCCCUGGCAUAAAUGGCGCAUUGACCUGACCUCCGGAGAGGUCAAAUCACCAAAAGGUCGCACAGAGGUCAGCUCGGUGACCUUUCCCACCAAGAUUGAUGAUAACGGGACCAUCUUCAUCGGGUUCCAGAACUUCAGCGGGAAAUAUUUCUCAGGUGAUGCUGACUUUUAAAAGCCAUGCCAUGCAGCAUCUUCUCAGCUAAGUUUGUAACCAAUUUGUCACAUUUUCCACUCUUUAUUAGAACAAAACUGACCUCAAAAUGUUCAUCGUAUGGUCAGAUAUCUGGGAAUAAUUUCCACCAGAGGUUGUUGACAUUGUAUGUCUCUGGUAUUGUCCAGCAAUAGGGGAAAACCUUGGAGGUUAUAUUGCAAAAAUAAGUGCCAAGGAAUUUUAUGCAAUUUUCAACUAUGUUUCAUCAAAUGAUAUUUCAUAAGUUAAUGUUAAUGUAUGGAUUACAUUA
Messenger RNA from Lytechinus variegatus (green sea urchin), 1344 nucleotides. Its product is annotated as Rieske domain-containing protein-like. NCBI's taxonomy places the organism in Eukaryota, Metazoa, Echinodermata, Echinoidea, Temnopleuroida, Toxopneustidae. The coding region runs from base 495 to 1055 and encodes 186 amino acids. Gene Ontology annotation, molecular function: 2 iron, 2 sulfur cluster binding. The record is from RefSeq and is a predicted model, not a curated record. The transcript is spliced from 3 exons.